CGACCACGCGCACACACGCGCAACGCGCUUCGUCGCGCCCUUUACGUAACGCGCGACUGUCGCGCGCUAUCCAAACUCGGCGUCGCAAACGGAUAAGGUUUGGAGUGAUAAGUGUGCUUCGUUUUGGCUUUCGUCGCUUCUGGCUUUAUUUCGUAAGGAGCUGGAGCGUGGCGGGCCGGCGGUGGGCCGCUAGGCGGUAAGACGCAGAUGCACGCGCGCCGACGCUGCAGUGAGGAGCGCGCGCGCAUUGCUCGCGACGCGGCCACCACCCGGCGCGCCCUCUGAACCACAACGCGCCUAGGAUUAUUAUACGGUCGGACAUGAAAAAUCUCGCUCGUUUGCUGGCUGUCCCUAUCAGCGAUUACGUGGUAACUUUCAUCUCACUGGCAGCCGCGACCACACUGCUCUCGUGGACGACAGAAGGGCGUUCGGCCCGCAGGUGGCUGGCGGAGGAUCGCGGGCGCAGGGAGAGGUGUCGCUCGCGCUUCCCCUACCAUACACACCCGCCCAUUCACUGUUAGCAGUAGGCAGUUCACUCAGUGGGAGUUCGAUAGACAAUGUCCGAAGACUUGGACUCGAUCAGCGAGGAAGAACAAAGUUUGUUCCGACCUUUCACUAGAGAGUCAUUGGCCGUUAUCGAAGCCCGCAUAGCUGAGGAGCAUGCCAAGCAAAAAGAACUCGAAAAGAAACGAGCUGAAGGCGAGACCGAUUUGGGGCGGACGAAAAAGAAAAAAGAAGUGCGUUACGAUGACGAGGACGAAGACGAAGGUCCUCAACCGGACGCGACCCUCGAGCAGGGUCUACCCCUGCCCGUACGGAUGCAGGGAUCCUUCCCCGCUGAACUUUCCUCCACGCCUCUCGAAGACAUUGAUCCAUUCUACCACAAUCAAACCACAUUCGUAGUCAUAAGCAAGGGUAGAGAUAUCUUCAGAUUUUCGGCGACAGAUGCGUUAUGGAUGCUGGAUCCGUUCAACCCGAUAAGAAGGGUCGCUAUAUAUAUACUUGUACACCCUCUUUUCUCUCUGUUCAUCAUAACAACGAUCCUUGUCAAUUGUAUCUUAAUGAUAAUGCCGACCACUCCAACCGUCGAAAGUACUGAAGUUAUCUUUACCGGAAUCUACACGUUUGAAUCGGCGGUGAAAGUAAUGGCCAGGGGUUUCAUUCUACAGCCAUUCACAUACCUUAGAGAUGCAUGGAAUUGGCUUGACUUCGUAGUUAUAGCUUUAGCUUAUGUGACGAUGGGCAUAGAUCUUGGCAACUUGGCCGCUCUUAGAACGUUCAGAGUUCUCCGAGCGCUGAAGACUGUGGCCAUCGUACCGGGGUUGAAGACUAUCGUUGGUGCUGUCAUAGAGUCUGUGAAAAAUCUUCGCGAUGUGAUUAUUUUGACAAUGUUCUCCCUAUCUGUAUUUGCGUUAAUGGGACUACAAAUCUACAUGGGAGUAUUAACGCAGAAAUGUGUAAAGGUAUUCCCCGAAGACGGCAGUUGGGGAAACUUGACUGAUGAGAACUGGGAGAGAUUUUGUCAAAACGAAACGAACUGGUAUAGUGAAAAUGACGACUAUCCAUUAUGCGGGAACUCAUCAGGAGCAGGAACAUGUGAACCAGGCUACAUAUGUUUACAAGGGUACGGACCAAACCCAAACUACGGCUACACGAGUUUCGACACGUUCGGUUGGGCGUUUCUAUCAGCUUUCAGAUUGAUGACGCAAGAUUACUGGGAAAAUUUAUAUCAACUGGUUCUAAGGUCUGCUGGUUCAUGGCACGUGCUGUUCUUCGUUGUGAUCAUUUUCCUCGGGUCUUUCUAUCUCGUCAACUUGAUCUUGGCCAUCGUCGCCAUGUCAUACGACGAGUUGCAGAAGAAAGCAGAAGAGGAAGAGCAGGCUGAAGAAGAAGCACUAAGGGAAGCGGAACAAAAGGCAGCGGCUCGAGCUGAUAAGCAAGAAGCGAGGGAACAACACGCUCGCGAGCAAGCCGCCGCGGCGGAAGCAGCCGCAUACGCCGAAGCGCAUCCUGCCAAAUCUCCCAGUGACUUUUCCUGCCAGAGCUACGAGUUGUUCGUGAACCAGGAGAGGGGCAAUCAGGAUGACAAUACGAGGGAACGCAUGUCCCUUCGUAGCGACCCCUUCCAGGAUUCGGUGAGCACUCAGCCCACGCACAAGCCUGCCAACGACACCCACCACGACACUGCACGCCGGCAGAGGAAGGUCAGCAUGGCUUCUUUGUCACUACCUGGAUCACCAUUCAAUUUGCGACGUGGUUCCCGAGGAUCUCAUCAAAUGGCGUUAAGACCGAAUGGAAGGAAUAGGUAUCCACCGGGAGCCGAUCGGAAACCACUUGUUUUAUCAACAUACUUGGAUGCACAGGAACAUCUGCCUUAUGCUGAUGACUCAAAUGCAGUUACACCUAUGUCUGAGGAGAACGGAGCUAUUAUAAUACCAGUCUACUAUGCGAACUUGGGAUCAAGACAUUCCUCCUAUACAUCACACCAGUCUAGGCUAUCAUAUACGUCGCACGGCGAUCUCUUAGGGGGAAAAGCUCAAACCAAGGAAGCCAAACUUAGAGGGCGAUCAGCGUCCAGAAACCACAGCAUUACUUCCCAACCUCACGCCUACGCGCUGCCCAGACAAGAGUCGUCGCUGGUAUCUCGACCAUUAAGAGAAUAUGAAGUUAGUACAACAGAAUGUACUGACGAGGCUGGAAAAGUUCUGAAACAGUCGAAUGAUAAUCCGUUCAUUGAGUCAUCGCAGCAGCCAAAUGUCGUUGAUAUGAGAGAUGUUAUGGUACUAAAUGAAAUAAUUGAACAAGCUGGAAGGCAAAGUAGAGCGAGUGAGCAAAAUGUGUCAGUAUACUACUUCUCAACAGCUGAAGAUGACGAUGAAGGGCCCACCUUCAAGGAGAGACUCCUGGAGUGGCUCAUGAAAGGGAUAGACUUCUUCUGUGUGUGGGAUUGCUGCUGGCUAUGGCUCGAGUUUCAGAAAUACGUCGCUCUUUUGGUGUUCGAUCCAUUUGUAGAACUGUUCAUCACGUUGUGUAUCGUAGUCAAUACUCUGUUUAUGGCACUGGAUCAUCACGACAUGGACAAAGAUAUGGAAAGAGCGUUGAAAAGUGGUAAUUAUUUUUUCACUGCUACAUUCGGUAUUGAAGCGAUGCUAAAAUUAAUAGCAAUGAGUCCCAAAUAUUACUUUCAAGAAGGAUGGAACAUAUUUGACUUUAUCAUUGUGGCCUUAUCAUUAUUGGAAUUAGGACUGGAAGGAGUUCAGGGUUUGUCAGUAUUGCGUUCAUUCCGAUUGCUUCGAGUAUUCAAAUUGGCAAAGUCAUGGCCGACUCUUAAUUUACUCAUCUCUAUAAUGGGUAGGACGAUGGGUGCCUUGGGCAACCUGACCUUCGUAUUGUGCAUCAUUAUUUUCAUAUUUGCCGUGAUGGGUAUGCAACUAUUCGGGAAAAAUUAUGUGGAUUACGUAGACCGUUUUCCUGGUGGAGAGCUCCCAAGGUGGAACUUCACGGAUUUCAUGCACAGUUUCAUGAUAGUAUUCCGAGUUUUAUGUGGAGAAUGGAUAGAGAGUAUGUGGGAUUGCAUGCUGGUUGGAGAUGUUUCUUGUAUACCUUUCUUCUUGGCAACGGUCGUUAUUGGCAAUCUUGUGGUACUCAACCUCUUCUUGGCCCUGUUACUGUCAAAUUUUGGUUCCUCGAGUCUAUCGACGCCAACAGCCGAUCAGGACACGAACAAAAUCGCGGAGGCUUUUAAUAGAAUAUCCCGAUUCAUUGAUUGGGUCAAAAAAAACGCAGCCGAUGUUUUAAAAAUAGUCAAAAGCAAAUUGACAAAUCAGAUUGCAAUCCACGCUCCAGGCUUAAAAGCGGCAUUAUGUGCCCGCUGUGUUUCUUCAGAACGAGUCGACAAUGAACUGGAAUUGGGUGCCGAUAUCGAAGAUGGUGUUUUAUUCAAAGACAAGAAACUAAAAGAUCAAGUGGAGGUAGCUAUAGGUGACGGAAUGGAAUUUACGAUACCAGGCGACAAUAAAUAUAAAAAAGGAAAUAUAUUGUUGAAUAAUAUCAAUGCUAUAACGGAUAAUCAUACUGACAAUCGAAUAAACUGUGAAAUAAAUCAUCAUGGUUAUCCGAUACAGGUCUCUACUUUCUUAUUAAACCAAAAUUUAUACAAUGUGUACCCGAUUAUAUUCCAAAUAUUGAAUUUUCAGGAUGAUGAUACAAUUAGUCAAAAAUCUUACGGAAGUCAUAAAAUAAGAUCAUUUAAAGACGAAAGUCAUAAAGGAUCUGCGGAUACGAUAGAUGGAGAAGAAAAGAAAGACGCUAGUAAAGAAGAAUUAGGUUUAGAAGAAGAAAUGAUUGAAGAAGAGGAGGAUGGAAAACUGGAUGGCUUAGCAAAAAUAGAUAUAAAGGUGGCCGCAGACGAGGAUGUAGUAGACCUCACACCAGCGGACUGUUGUCCAGAACCUUGCUAUGCGCGCUUCCCUUUCUUAGCCGGAGAUGACGAGUCUCCAUUUUGGCAAGGCUGGGCCACUCUUAGACUGAAAACCUUCCGAUUAAUAGAAAAUACCUAUUUCGAAACGGCUGUGAUAACAAUGAUUUUACUUAGUAGUUUGGCAUUGGCGUUAGAAGAUGUCCAUCUACCACAUCGACCAAUUCUUCAAGACAUCUUAUAUUACAUGGAUCGUAUAUUCACAGUAAUAUUCUUUAUUGAGAUGUUAAUCAAAUGGUUAGCUCUCGGAUUUCAGAAGUACUUCACCAACGCCUGGUGCUGGCUCGAUUUCAUUAUUGUCAUGGUGUCGCUUAUAAACUUCGUUGCGGCGCUUUGUGGCGCCGGAGGCAUUCAAGCAUUCAAAACGAUGAGAACUCUCCGAGCCCUUCGACCACUCAGGGCUAUGAGCCGCAUGCAGGGCAUGAGGGUUGUUGUAAACGCGUUAGUACAAGCCAUUCCAUCCAUCUUCAACGUACUGCUCGUCUGUCUUAUCUUCUGGCUAAUUUUCGCUAUUAUGGGAGUUCAACUGUUUGCUGGAAAAUAUUUUAAGUGUGUCGACAUGAACCAUACAACACUGAGCCAUGAAAUAAUUCCCGAUCGUAACGCGUGCAUUUUGGAAAAUUACACUUGGGAAAAUUCACCGAUGAAUUUCGAUCACGUCGGAAAAGCUUAUCUAUGUUUGUUCCAAGUGGCCACGUUCAAAGGGUGGAUACAAAUCAUGAAUGACGCUAUCGACUCUCGAGAGGUCGGCCGCCAACCAAUCAGAGAAACAAAUAUAUACAUGUACCUGUACUUCGUGUUCUUUAUUAUAUUUGGGUCUUUCUUUACCCUUAACCUAUUUAUAGGAGUAAUCAUUGACAACUUCAACGAACAAAAGAAAAAGGCUGGUGGAAGUCUUGAAAUGUUCAUGACUGAGGAUCAGAAGAAAUAUUACAAUGCUAUGAAAAAAAUGGGAUCCAAGAAACCGUUAAAAGCUAUCCCUAGACCAAGAUGGAGACCACAAGCGAUAGUGUUCGAGAUAGUGACGGAUAAGAAGUUCGACAUGAUUAUAAUGUUGUUCAUCGGUUUCAACAUGUUAACGAUGACAUUAGAUCACUAUCAACAAACAGAAACGUUCAGCCAGAUCCUAGAUUACCUAAAUAUGAUCUUCAUCGUUAUAUUUAGCUCAGAGUGUCUAUUGAAAAUAUUUGCAUUGCGCUAUCACUAUUUCGUUGAACCUUGGAAUCUAUUUGAUUUCGUCGUUGUCAUGUUUUCUAUUCUCAGUCUGGUGUUGAGUGACAUAAUUGAGAAAUACUUUGUAUCUCCAACUUUAUUGAGAGUAGUGAGAGUGGCAAAAGUUGGUAGAGUUUUGCGUCUCGUAAAAGGAGCUAAGGGUAUUAGAACUCUGCUAUUUGCCUUAGCGAUGUCACUACCAGCUCUUUUCAAUAUCUGUUUACUACUUUUCUUGGUCAUGUUUAUUUUUGCGAUAUUUGGAAUGUCGUUCUUUAUGCACGUUAAGAAUAAAGGGGGCCUUGAUGACGUCUACAACUUCAAGACUUUCGUGCAGAGUAUGAUCCUACUCUUCCAGAUGUCAACGUCAGCUGGCUGGGAUGGCGUUUUAGAUGGAAUAAUCAACGAAGAAGAGUGUGAUUUACCAGAUAACGAACGAGGGUAUCCCGGUAACUGUGGUUCUGCGACCAUCGGGAUCACGUACUUACUGUCUUAUUUGGUCAUAUCUUUCCUAAUCGUUAUCAACAUGUACAUUGCCGUCAUUCUCGAGAAUUACUCUCAGGCCACCGAAGACGUGCAAGAAGGUUUGACCGACGACGACUACGAUAUGUACUAUGAAAUUUGGCAAAGAUUUGAUCCGGAAGGAACUCAGUACAUCCGCUACGAACAACUGUCAGACUUCCUCGACGUCCUCGAACCGCCACUACAGAUCCACAAACCGAAUAAAUACAAAAUCAUAUCUAUGGAUAUUCCGAUCUGUCGCGGCGACAUGAUGUUCUGCGUGGACAUCCUGGACGCCCUGACCAAAGACUUCUUCGCCCGAAAGGGCAACCCUAUCGAGGAGCCCGGAGACAUCGUGGGCCGGCCGGGCGAGGUCGGAUAUGAGCCGGUGUCCUCGACGCUAUGGCGACAACGCGAGGAGUACUGCGCGAGGCUGAUCCAGCACGCUUGGCGGCGACAUCGGCGUGCGCAUUCGCCUGCAGGAGAGGGCGUGGGCGGGGACGGCUCGGGUGGCGAGGGCAGCGCAGGCGGCGCCCAGACGGCCGUGCUACUAGACUCUUCGGGCGGCAGUGCUCACCGCGUGGUGCUGCAGGGAGGCGGAGAGGCUCCCCGCCCGCCCGAGCCGGCGCCGCCGCCUGCGCCCGUCUGACCCGCGCUCGCGCUCGCGCUGCUGCCCGCGCUCAUCGACGACGAGCCCCUGCCGCUGCCCGCACCGCUGCCCGAGCUCUUGAGCCCACCCAAGCGCACUUAAUUAUUUUUUACGCUAGAUAUUUACGUAGAAACGGC
Messenger RNA from Pieris brassicae (large cabbage white), 6973 nucleotides. It is a transcript of the gene para, whose product is annotated as sodium channel protein para. The record is from RefSeq and is a predicted model, not a curated record. Lineage: Eukaryota; Metazoa; Arthropoda; Insecta; Lepidoptera; Pieridae. Gene Ontology annotation, cellular component: voltage-gated sodium channel complex; plasma membrane. Gene Ontology annotation, biological process: neuronal action potential; sodium ion transmembrane transport; membrane depolarization during action potential. Gene Ontology annotation, molecular function: voltage-gated sodium channel activity; calcium ion binding. The transcript has 36 exons. The coding region runs from base 558 to 6836 and encodes 2092 amino acids.